CAUGAGGAUGUGUGUGUAUUGUUGAGUUAGAGGAUUCAUCAUUUCAGUUGUCUUCCUCCCCCCCCCCCCAACUUACCCCCUUUUAAUCUCAUUCAUUCCUUUAUAUGACGUUGUGAUGUUUAGUGCCAAACUAAAUGGCAGGUGUAUAACAGAACUGAAAGAUGAAGGAUGUGGACCAUUAUUGUGUGGUACGAGGCUUAGAUAACAGAAGUGAUACUGAUAUUCCGGGCGUCGUCACUUUGUUGUACUCCAGAGCAAGUACAGUGUUGUCAGAUCCUACAGAUUGUGGAUUCCAUGUUGGUAUGGAAGAGUGCUCUGAACAUCAAGAAGCUCCACCCAGCACUGUACAGCUGCAGUCUCACUGGAAUUUAAAUCUACAUUCCGAUUCACCGGCAGUUGAAUGCUCAGGUAGCAAAGUAAAGGACCAGGAAAAAAGCCAAAGUCGUCCCUCAUCUGGCAGCGAUUCUUUUUUACAAGAAAGUGGUGACUAUCAGUGGUUAGAUGAUGGUUAUAACAGAGAACUAAAUUACAGUGUUGAAAAACAUCAUCAAAGUGUUCUGGCCCCAUUUGUAGAGCAGAAUAACUUCAGCUAUGAUGAUCUUUCCAAACAUUUUGAUGCCAGUUUGGCAGAACUUGAUAUGGAGACCUUCCGAACAGAAGACAUUCCAUCCAUGUUGGCCUUUCCAACUAUAUUCUCUGGAAACAUCUCCAGGGAGAACUGUGCAUCAGUGUCAGGGUCAGUUCUUGGGACUCUGGAGCUGGACUCCUCUGUUAGUCCCCGCAGCACAUCAGAAGAAUCAGCAGAGAUGUCCAUUUGUAAAGAUGAGCCACUCUUCUCUCCAGUGAAAGAACAACCAUUGACAGGUGGAAACAUAUCUGUGGAUAGUUUAGACUGUAGCUCACUGGAGGAGCAUGAUAUAGUGUUAACAUGUCAAGCUAAUAAGAACAAUUACACAAUUGUGUUUGAAAGCAGUGGAACUCAGUAUACUGAUGACUCUGAUUUUUUGGAAACUGCAGAUAGCAGUGAAGGAGAAGGAAAUCAGUGGUUCCAACAUAACCAUGGUCAAAGAAGAAGCCAGGGGUGUAUGAUACAGUCAGAUUUAGCUUUUACCACAUGGGGAAAAUUGAGGAGAAUGAAAGAAGCAACAUCUUAUAAAUGUGCUAAUAAACCCACAACAAGCAAAAGCCAAAGCCUUCCAAACCUUCUUCGACAGUCUUUGGUAUUGAAAACAAAAUACUUGCCAGUGAAUCCACUGAACUGUGUUCCUCUGUAUGAUUUACAGACCAGUCAGCCAUCACAUUCAAAGGAUUCUGAAACAAGUGGUAGUCAACAUUCAGUGCCUUUGUUGCAACUGUAUAUAAGGAACAGGAGUUCCUUGGGAUCAGAAGGUUGCUCCAUUUCAAUAUCAAGUAGCCAGUCAGAGUCUUCAGGGUAUAUGAUGACACCUCCACUAUAUGGCUCUAAUUCUAAUAUGCAAGGAGAUACAGAAAAAGUCAGUCAAUCCAAAGGAUACAUAAGGAGAAAUUCUGUGAAGCAGUGUGAGUGUAAAGUUCGAAAAGAAAGAAGUGGAGAAAUUUAUAGAGAACUAGAAAAAUCUGAGGAGAGAAGAAUGACCAUGGUUCAUAGCCUGGGCUCAAACUUCACAACAUUACCAGUGGAUGAUGUGACAGAAGCCAAUAAUAAUUUGUUACAAAUGUCCACUAACAACAACACAUACCAAACAAAUAUAUGUGAACAAGAAUCUGAUGAAGAAGAAGAAAGCUCACAAUAUUUUGAAGACUCUUUAGUAGAAGCUCCACCACCUCGUCCAGUUGUUGCCCACUCAAGUAUUAUUCAUGAAGAAGAAGAACCAUUAGAUACAGAUUCAGGAAGUGGAGAUGAAACAAUGAAAGAUAGUAAAGAACCUAUUGGAAGUGAUAGUGCUACUUCUGAAGAAAUUACCCUUACAAAGAACAAUACCAUAAAGAUAAAACCAAAGGUUUCCAAACAAGACCGUGGAGCUGGUACUGUUCAAAGAAUUAAUAAUUUUUUCACUACUAGUAAAGUUGACAACUUUAUGGCUAAUAAUAGCUGUGAGAGCACUCCUGAAAGGUUUUCUGUUAACUGGGUAGACCUCACUCCAGAAAUUAAUUCUCAAGGCACACAGACUAAACAGUUAAAUAGCAAGAGAAGUGGAUCUAUGCAAGAAUUUUUUACUGAGAGUGAUAAACAUCUAAAUAAUGCUCGACCUCAUUCACCAAGGGAGUCCAGUCCAGCCUCGAGUGGCUAUGGGAGUAGUCGACAGAACUCAGUGGAACGGCUGCGUCAGAAUUCUCAGUUGUUCAUAAACAAUACUAAUACUAUAACCUUAAAUCAAAGUCAAAGGAAUAAGACAGUAGUGACAGUUCCCACAUUGCACGACCGUGUUACUCAAAUACCGGUUCACAUUAAGAAUCGGUCUGUCCAGACUUCCUUUACAAAUGUCAGUGAUGGGUUUAUGAUUGAGGAAGCUACUAUGAUGGAUAAAUCUACUUCUAGUUCAUUCACAGGUGAUAAUUCCACUUCUCCAAACAUAUCAGAGGAUACUGAACCUGAGAAAAAGCCAGUGUAUGUUUGUUUUCCAAAUUAUUCUCUCCCUGAUCUAAGUUUUCUUAAAGAGCUAACAGGUAAUCUAGAUGGACCAAAUUUAUUGUAUCUUAAGCCAUCAAGUCCCAUUGUGCCUCCAUAUAUGAGAGAUUUUGGGAUAUCUCAAAGUGAAAAAAAUAAAGUGAGGUCAUUAUCUUUUCCAGAAUUUGAAUCUAUUUCUCAGGAUACUUUUAACCAUAUUCAAGACUGGGAUUCUUUGAGUGUGUUAUUGCCAAAUGAUUUAAAACCCCUUAUUCCAAAGCUGAGCCAAAGCAAAAUUGAAGAGAAGAAACAUGAAACAGAAGAUAACAAGAAGAACAAUUAUCCUAUAUUUCAUAAUGAGCCUUGUUGGGUGUUCAGCAAAUCAAUAAAAAAAACUUCAAGUUCAGAAGAAAAUACUGGUAUGACUGGAAAGUGUUUCUCUUCCACUAAUCAUAAUCUCCCAGAACCUGAGAGUCCUGAUAUUCCUCCACCCUUGCCUAAACGAUCCCUUUCAUUACUAAAAGACAACUGUUUUGGUGAUGGCUCCUCUAGUUCCCCAAAGGGAAUUUUGAGGAAGUCACCAUCAAGUGAUUACUGUCUAGAACAGAACCACCAGCAGUUUAUUUCAAAAUGCAGGAAUGCUUCUUGUAUGUCUUCUAAAAAAGAGGAUCUAAAAAACAAAAGAAGAUCACUGCAUGAACCUUGCCAACAACUAUUGGAGAACAUUCCAGAAAGUUCUAAUGUGAAAAGAUAUUGUUGCUUUGCUCCAUCCACUUGCCAUGUUGUAGAUCAGGCCUUAACUAAUGUUGUAUGCAAUUCUAAAGAAAUACCAGAUACAAAAUCUAGUAUUAGAAACCCUUUGCAGAAAAAUUUGUCAGAAGGUUGCUGUACAGGAUGUCCAAAUCAUGGUUGUCAGAACUGUAUGCCAUCAAAACAGUCAGUUUGUUUAUGUUGUCAUGCAGAUUCUUCCAACCAGUUAGAAGGUUUUCAGCAUAACAGAUUUUCUUUUCCAAGAUUUGCUACAUUUGAAGGGAAGCAACCACUGCAGCAACUAUGUGGUCAACUUCAACAGCUUCUUAAUUCUAGUACCAGUCUCAAUUUAAUGGCUGCAGCUUUGUUGGCAGCACAAGGGAGCCCAGAAGGAAGCAAUGCUAGUAGCACCUCUUCAAACUGCAAUUGUGCUCGUUCAAAGAAAGCAGUAAGCUUCUGUGAAAAGGUCGCUGUGCAGUCGAGAGAGAUGGGAACCACAGCCGGGGAAAGACCAUGCCAACAGAAUAACAAGAUCGCUACUGUCCAACCAUGUGGACACAAGUCAGGAGAAGCCAAGGAUGUUGAUUAUAAGGAAGAGAUGGAUCAACCUCCAGAAGAUUUUCAAGUUUCACCAUCACGAGGCCAGUUUCCAAACUUUCCAGACUAUGAAAGUCCUUUAUCUGUUUGUGAUGAAACUUCAGCAAAAUGCUUAAACCAAAAAGCAGAUUUAGUAAAGAACUUGGCUCAAGCAAUAGAUGCACUUGUGUUGGAUCUUUCAGAAGGCUGUGACCACAAAGAACAGGUCCUGGAAGGGCUAUGUCCGGCUCUCUAUGCUAUUGUGGCUGAUGGUUUGCUUCCAACUGUGAAAGGUCUUUUUGGUUAUGUGAGCAAUUCUCCCUGGCGUGUUGCUGAAGCCUCAGCUCUCUCUGGGGAACCACCUGCUGAUCUCAAGGAACUAAUCAGAUAUGUUAGUGGCAAAGAAAACUUAGUGGACAAUACUUGCCGCUUUUAUGCUUUUAUUCUGGGACUUCUGAAUUUGGGAAGCUUGGACUGGUGGUUUCUUCACUUGACAUCUUGUAAAACUUUAGUUAGUCGUCAUUAUACAUCUGAAGCACUGCUCAGUCUUCUGUCCUUUCCUUCAGCCACUAGUCUGUGUGAAGAGCUGCUAACAAAACUGAGACCUCUUGCUUCAAUGUCUUUCACCCUAGAACUUAGUGUAGAGUACAGUGUCUUUGUUAGUGAAGUACAGCCCUCACCUCAAGAACAUUCUACUUUCCAUGACACUGAAGAGAAAAACCAUGUUGUUCGCAGAAGACAUGCUAAAAUGGAACAUCAGAGUGAUGCCAACCAACGUCAGCGUCCAGUCUCUUUCAUGGAGAAGGGUCAGCUGAAAACACUAUCUCAUCAGAAACGGCAAAGCUGGAAUGGAAGUGAUCUUACCGAGAAAAGGCUACUUGAAGUUUUAAGUCAAGAAUCAAGUAAUAAGCAAAAAUGUGAAGAUAUAGUGGGUAAACAGAUAUCAAAUAAGAUGAGAGAAAAGCCUCCAUUGCCAGAGAAGCCUAAAACACUGGUUCCUAGCAGAGUGAACAGAGAGCUUGGAAGUGAGGUAAUGCAGAAAGGUGUGAACGUUGCCUUUCCAUCAUCAAAACCCACAAUUCAGAAAUCACCUGGUUGCUCAUCAGGCAAAGGAAAUAAACAAGGCAUUAAAAUCCAAAAAAAUGAUGUUGAGAGACCAAGAUCCCGUAGUGCAACUGAGGAUGUUGUAAGUAAUACUUUUGUUGAAAAUAAAAAAGAUUGUGAUGGUAAAGUGUUUGAGCAACUGAAAAGAAGAUGGGAAAAUCUUACUACUACAAAUAAUUUGGAAACAGUAAAGACUAACACUGUUACAACUGUCACUUCCAAAAGACCUCCAAUUCCAGCUACUAGUUUGUCAAAACAGAAAAGUGAAAAGGUACAGUCUGUGGUACCUAAAAUGUUCCACGCUGUAUCAGGAAGACGAAAAUCUCAUCAUAGUCCUGUCAGCUCCCAAUCCUCAGUUUCCUCUCAUUCAUCCACAAGCUCUCCAGUUAGAUCCUUGGCUGUUGGCCCAGUUUCUCCCAGCCCUUCACCAGAUAGUUCUUCCUUGGUGAGGAGAGCAACCAGUCCAAACAUGUUGCCAUCACAGGUCACCCCUCCAGUAAGUCCCAGUUCCAGAGGCAGAGGUCAUGUGAAUAGAAAGUCAUUCAUCCCUGUCCAUAGGGUUGCAAGGACUUCACCCAGUCCUCAGAGGAGACCCAGGUCAACAGGUAGUAGCAUUCCUCGGCCAGGAGAAGAUAAUUACCACUAAACACAAGUGAUUGACUAAUAGUCCUGGCCCUACAGUGUUGCCCUGGUGUCAACUGCCAGUUUAGCUCACAGGAAUAUUUGGUAUUGCCUGACUCAACAUGUAUAAAUCGUGUUGUGUACUGACUUUUUCAUGUGUGUGGUUCUUGUAGUUUUUGAGGAUAAUGUUUUCUACUCCCAUUCUAUCUUACUUUGAUUAGCAUGGUAUCUAGGUUACCCACUAGAAAGUUAAACUGCUUUAGUGAAGUCUUAUGUUCUAGUCUCUGGUGUAGUGGCACAUUACAGCUUUCCAUAUAAUCUUAUAUUCAAGCUAUGUUUGUGUGGAAAAAUCUUUAUACAGAAUGUAUAUAAGUUAUCCAUUUUAAAUGCUGAACUAUUUUAUGUAUUGUCUUAUGUAAUUCUAAUAAGUUAUUGAUUUCCAAAUUAAACAUAAAUAUCCAUAGAAAUUUAAUACAGUGGUUGGCAGAGAAUUCCUUAACAGUAAUUGUAGUUUGAAGGUCUGGUCAUUGCUUUUGUAAUUGUGUGUAGUUCAUAAUGUCUUUUCAGACUUGAAGAAGGUUCUUUUAAUGACGUUUUUUGGAGUAGUUCUGUCAUAUCUUUUGAAAUGUUUAGUACUAAUAAAAACAAUUUCAGUAUUGUUAUGUUUAGAUCAUGACAGUUGGAGAUUCCAGCUUAUUAAAGAAGUUGUAUCUGUUAUUAUUACAUUUUUAUUUUUGUACUUUCAAAACAAAAAAAGAAUGUGCCAUAAACGUAUUUCUUUAUUAAUGUAAUUCAAAAUCUUUCUUGUAUUUAUAUAUUUUGUUCUUAAUCAUUAUUUUGAAAUUUUCAAGAUAACAACCAAUGUAAAUUAGAAUUAAUACAAUGUAUUUUGUUCUUGUUCUGUGUAACCUUCAUACUUGCUUUCUUUACUGUAGAUCUUGGAAUAAACACUUGUCAUCACAGCACCUGUCCUUUGCACUUCUAGUCUUUAAGUAGCACUUGGCACCUACUAAGCAUGGCUCUGAUUGUCUGUGAUACUAUUACUGCUCUACUUUUGUUUUAUAUUAUGGAAGGAUAUCUUUGGUUAUUAAUUAUAAUAUUGGAUGUAGAAGCAAGUAUAACUGUGUUGACAAGCUCAUAAAACUUUUCAUUAAAUACUUUUAUAUAAUAUUUAAGUGGGCUUAAAUUACCCUAAAGCAGUGAGAUAGUCAGUUACAUACAUUUUCAGAAACACAUUUGCCAGUGGUUUUAGACACAUUAAAUUUUUCAGAGUAAUUUUUACAAUUAUUUACAGAAAAUGAGUUUUGGUAAUUAAAAUAGUCAUUAUAUUUCAUCUAACAGAUUUUAUAAACAAGUACACAGUAUAUUAUUUCAGUAAUUCUUGGAAAGAUUGCAACAUACCCUUCCUGUCAUUAAGAAAUAAAAAAUACUUUGUUAGAUAGCUUGUAUUGAUCUAAAAUUAAUAUUAAUUGUUUUUACAUAAACUGAGUUUUAUUAAAAGAAGCAAGUCUAUUAAAACAUAAUAGUUGUUAGUAAUAGAGUAAUGCCCAAUAACAGUAAGGAAAACAUCAUCAAAUACACUCUUCAAUAAUUGGAACAGCAUCCACUGUCUUGUAAUACAUGAGGAGUUUGUGGCAAGAAUUGACCCUCCUUAAUGAAUGAGUUCAGUAAUUGGAACAACAAGGUCUACUGUCUUGUUAUAUAUAAUACAGGUAGAUUUUAAGUAAAGGAAAUGACAUCUAACGAUACUCUCUUAAUAUUUGUGAGAUGUAUCACCCACUUUCUUAUUAUAAUUAUUAAAGGGAGCUACAGUAUUUGACCUUCUUUAAUAUUUGUGAGAUGUAUCACCCACUUUCUUAUUAUAAUUAUUAAAGGGAGCUACAUUAUCUGACCUUUUUUAAUAUUUGUGAGAUGUAUCACCCACUUUCUUAUUAUAAUUAUUAAAGGGAGCUACAUUAUCUGACCUUCUUUAAUAUUUGUGAGAUGUAUCACCCACUUUCUUAUUAUAAUUAUUAAAGGGAGCUAUAUUAUUUGACCUUCUUUAAUAUUUCACCUCACUUCACUUUGUCCCUUAACCCUCGGGAUCAUUGGGGCACCACUGACAACUUUGCAACCAGCUCUCUCCAUCUUUCUCAAUUUUCCACUACCCUCUGGGAGUUGACAGACUCCAGGCCUGUCCACUCUUUGAUGUUCUCCCCACCUUUUCUUCUGUCUGCCUCUUCUUUUCACUCUCACGGUGCCUUGCAAGAUGGAGUUUGUCAAGCCAGAUGACCACGAGACGGUUGAGUAUUGGUUUUAAAAAAAUUAAUAUUUCCAGGGUUGUAAUUGGUACAACAGGGUUUACUGUCCUGUUAUAAUACCCACAGGUUUAGCCAUCAGAUGUGUAAUAUUUGCUGGAUUUAGUCCUACUCUUCUUUAACAGUGUUCAUGUUACUUAAUAAAUCCAUUCUCUUUCUGUCUCACAUGAACUGUUCAAGUGUUCUCCAAAACAUCGAAUAAAGAUAUCUGUAUUCUCUAAUUUAUUGUUCAGCACAUGCAUCUACAUAAACUCUCCUUGUGCUACAUACUUCAGUUACUUUAUAAAUCAUUACAAACAAACCACGAUAACCUUAGAAAGGUCAACUCUUACUCUCCCGGAAAUGCUGGGAAUAGGCUACCAAAUUAAUAUGAAUGCCAUAUUAUAGUUGAUAGUCCAUGUUUCACAAAAUGUAGGGGUAUUUUUUUAUUCUGCCAAGCCCUGAAGCUGUCUGCUCAGUUACAGACAUGACCUUGUCAUGGUGUCUUGGUAAGAAUUAUGAAAAGGAAAAUAUUUACUUGCAAUUACAUGUAUUCCCACUCCUGAUAAAUGUGUUUAAACUUCUGUCGAAACCCACUGUUAUGAUGAUCACUUGGUGUACUUGUCAAAAUAACAAGAAAUGUUAUAUUUCCUGAUAGGAGGCCACUAAAGACAUACUUUCACAUUCUGAACGAUUCUAUGUUCUUAAGACAUUAUUUUAGUCUCUCAUACUUUCAAGGAACAUAGUAUUGUAAACCUAGCUGUUUUAAAACAGUAAAUGCAUAUGUUAAUAUGAUCUUGUGAUCCUUAUUCAACUCCAAAUGUGUGAUUUAGUUAUGUUUCUGUUAUGAGCUUAGACUGUGUUAUACAUUAGUAAUGUAUAAGAAGUCGAGUUUGGAAAAUGUAAGGUAUUUGAUAAUGUAAUUUAUGUAUACUUUGUGUUGGGAUUGCAUUCAAAAUAUGUCCAAAAUCAUUACUAAUACAAGAAUCUGUGGUUUUUCUUGAAAGUAAGCAUAUUUUUUGCACCUCACUGUGCAAACUUCUAUUCAACGGAUAUGUAAGUGUAUAAAAGCAAUAGUUUUAAAUGAUGAAAAAAUUUAUUAAUAGUGAAAGAAAGAUCACUUCUGAAUAUUUUAGUGUUGCAACAUCACUCUUUUUUUAGUAUGUGGUUUAGUUUUCUGUGUUUGCUUUGAUAGGUGUAAUAUAAUUGUUACACUUCACCUAAUAGUUUGUGUGAUAGCAGCUUUUGUCAAAUAAAAUACUGCAUUAUGAAGAAAUUG
Messenger RNA from Limulus polyphemus (Atlantic horseshoe crab), 9193 nucleotides. RefSeq lists its product as uncharacterized. Gene Ontology annotation, cellular component: cytoplasmic vesicle. The coding region runs from base 162 to 5663 and encodes 1833 amino acids. Lineage: Eukaryota; Metazoa; Arthropoda; Merostomata; Xiphosura; Limulidae. The record is from RefSeq and is a predicted model, not a curated record. The transcript has 10 exons.